UAGAAAAGCAAACAAAACGGAAAAUACACGUGUCAGGUGGAGAAGGACAAGACUGUGCGAGCAGCGGUAACAUCGACUCAGCCCUACCAUCUCCGUCGCCUCCACAAUUCCUCUCCGCCCUCCUUCGCAGGCAAAGCACCUAAAAGCCCAUCAACACCGCCGGAUUCAUAUCUGCCGCCGUCACAGUACCAACUCAUUCACUGCUCAACUUCUAUUGGCUGCCGAAUAAAAACUUCACUGUGGAGUGCUCGACAGGGUUCUGAGUGUAGCUUGUGCCGUUCGCUGUCGUGUCCAGACGUAUUCCUGACGUGCCCGAAACAUUUGAACUCGUAUUCGGCUAACCAUACGACAAGUGGAGUGCUCGACAGGUUUCUGAGUGUAGCUCUCUUCGAUUUCUCACUAGAUUUGGCGUUUUAGCGCUUCAUAGGUCGCAGGAGAUGGGCGUGGAGAAUUACCACGUCAUAGAGCUUGUAGGGGAGGGAUCCUUCGGGAAGGUAUACAAAGGGAGGCGAAAGUAUACAGGCCAGACCGUUGCAAUGAAAUUUAUCCCCAAGCAUGGCAAAAGUGAUAAGGAUAUUCAUAACUUGAGGCAGGAAAUUGAGAUUCUCAGAAAGUUAAAGCACGAAAAUAUAAUUGAGAUGCUAGAUUCUUUUGAAAGUCCACAAGAGUUCUGUGUUGUGACAGAAUUUGCGCAGGGUGAACUUUUUGAAAUUAUCGAAGAUGACAAAUGCCUUCCAGAAGAACAAGUUCAAGCGAUUGCCAAACAGUUGGUGAGAGCAUUACAUUAUUUGCAUUCAAACCGCAUUAUCCACCGUGAUAUGAAGCCACAAAAUAUUCUUAUCGGUUCUGGAUCUAUAAUAAAGCUUUGUGAUUUUGGUUUCGCUAGAGCUAUGUCCACAAACACAGUUGUCUUACGAUCCAUAAAAGGCACUCCUUUGUACAUGGCUCCAGAGUUGGUACGAGAACAACCCUACAACCACACUGCCGACUUGUGGUCACUUGGUGUCAUAUUAUAUGAGCUUUUUGUAGGCCAGCCUCCAUUUUAUACGAAUUCAGUUUACGCACUAGUCAGGCAUAUUAUCAAGGAUCCAGUUAAAUAUCCAGAUAACAUGUCUGCAAAUUUUAAAAGUUUCCUAAAGGGGCUGCUUAACAAGGUACCACAAAACAGACUUUCUUGGCCUGCUCUACUUGAGCAUCCAUUCGUUAAAGAAACUCACGAGUAUGUGGACGUUGCGGAAAUUCAAGAUCCUGCACCUAGUGCUGCUAGGGGCAGUGAUGCAACUUGGAGGGGUGAUGGAAACGUCCAAACAGCUGGAUUGAAUUUUUCAAGUCCUGAAAGCAAAAGCUAUUUUCAUGCAACAAGUGGAAAUGGAAAUGUUGGAAGUCUUCAGACUGAUGCCCAUUCAAACAGUCCGGCUAUAGAUAUAGCCAAUUCUUCACCAAAUAACGAGGCCCAAGUGUCAAAUACCAAUGAUGUUGUACUGUCUGGUUGUCAGACCUUGGACUGCUUUGAAAAUAACUCCCGGACAGUUAAGGGUGCAAAAAUGAUUGGUCAAGAUAAUGAAGCAUUGGCAACUGUUAUACUUCCACUAAAAAGUUGGCGCAACAGACCUGCAGAUUCUUGCCGGGACGAAGACCAUGUGACAUCAAACCAGUCAUUGAGAAUUCUUUUGAACUUGGUCACAGCUGGGGCUAUCAACUCAAGUGGGAUUCUUGAUGAAAUCAUAAGCGAACUUUUUGCCUUCACUUCUUCUAUUAUUGAACUUAGAACUGCUGAUGGUAUUGAAUUGGUUGUUAAGAGCUUUUCAAUUACAAAAAGGUUCUUAGAUACACGUGGUGUCACUUCAGGAUAUUAUGUCAGGCACUUCAUGACACUGGUUGACUUGUAUGCGCAGGUCCUUAAGUGUGUGGAUGAUGCCCCUGGAAUAGCUCUGUUUGAGUCCACAGGUUGUAUUGCAGUAAUGUUAUCUCAUGUAGCUCAGGCUCUUAAAGUUUCUUCUGAAAGAUCGACUCCAGAUUUGAUUACUAGCCCUGCAGCCUUGAAUGAAACUGCCAAAGAGAUUCUAGUCCAUGCCCAAUCUUCUGCGUUGGCGGAUCUCUUAUGCUCAUGCCUAACAACUUCAGGCUCAAGUCUCAUAUCCGGCUCUUCAAAUUUGUUGCGAGCUGCGUGUGAAGCUUGUAGGGCUUUGUGGUCACUAGUGGAUGCUUUUGAUACACUUUGGAUGAAAGAAAAUGACCACAUAUUUCCUCUAAACUCUUUGAGGAUACCCUCUCUUCAUAGACUUCACAUUGAUGACAACAAACAAGGCUCUUUGUUUAUAAAAGAUUCAAUGACAAUAAUUGAUGCUGUGACAAAAGCAUUUCUGAGGUCCAAACCCAUACAAGUCUCUCUUUUUUAUUGCCUGCGUCAACGUGCUGAGGUCUCCUUGUGCUCCACAAUACAGCUGGUCAUGAGGUGCUGCUUGCACAGUGGAGUUGCCGCAAAUGUUCUUUGUGGUCUACCAAGUUCUCUCCCAGUUACUACUGUUGUUGGUGGGGGAGGGGAUGGUACUAUUAUUUCAGAAGUCUUCUCUAUACUGUCUUUUUCUGCUUCAAAUAAGGAAGUGUCUGGUGAAGUUCCCAAGUUCAAGCUAAACAAUCCAGGGGUCUUGGUUCUACAUUCAUGUCUUCUCGUUGCCACCAUCGCGUUCUCUCUGAAGUUCUCUGGAAGAAAUUCUGCAUCAUUUAUACUCACCACAUCUGCCAAGAAACAACAGUCACGCAUUUCUGUUCUUGCCUACCAUUUCUCACCUGAUGCAAAACCAUCAUGUCAACCUCAUUGUUCAUCCGCAAUGCUAGCUCUUGCAUCAAUUCUGUCCCUUGAGGCCGGUAGUUCUGUAGGGUUAUCUAAGUCUGACUUAGCUGUGUCUCUAAUCCCUCGAACAGCAAAGCUUUGUGAAUACCUAAAGGCUUUUCCAAUUGAAAAAGAUGGAAUGAACUCAGAGAUGAUUAACCAGAUUUUCUCACAUUGGCAUGGACUAAGGGAUGGAUGCAUUGGGCUGUUGGAAUCACGAUUGAAGUCUGGAGGACCAUUAGCAGUGCAGCAGUCAUGUGGAAGUGGCGUUCCUCAACUUCUUAUUGAUUUGUUAACAAAAAGCAACUCUUCUGAAAUUGGGUUGUCGCCAAUUGGGGUUGUUUGGAGUGUUUCUUCAGUUUGUCAAUGCCUGUUUGGUGGAGUAUCUACUUUCCGUCAGAUACUGAUAAAGACAGAGCACAUCAAGGCCUUUUCUGAUUUAAUAUCAGACACACAUCUUAAGCUUGUUAGGAGUUGGACUGGCCCUGGUGGAGGGAAGGAUGGCGCGAGAGACACAAUAAAUGCCGUGAUUGAUCUGUUGGCGUUUCCUUUCGUGGCUAUUCAGAACGUUCAAGGUUUGCCGUCAGCUGCAGCUUCCGUUAAUAGUGGAUUUCUCCUUAAUAUGGGCUCACCUGGUGCACAAGUUUGUCCUGAAGAUAAAGACAUGGUUAAAGCCAUAGAGACACACAUGGCAAAGUACAUUCAAAUUCUAUUUGAGGUAGGAGUUCCGGGUAUUAUCCUUGGUAGUUUGGAACAUAUGGAGCAGAAAGACAUUGCAAAGCCUAUUGCAUUUAUUGCCAAAAUGUCUGGCCACCGACCUCUUGCAUCUCAACUUUUAGGGAAAGGUCUUUUGGAACCAAGCAGAAUGAAGUGGCUGCUUGGUGGCUCAUGCCCUAAAGAGGUCAUCCUCGACAUUCUGAUGAUUGUUUCAGAUUUGGCUCGAAUGGAAAAGGAUUUCUACGCGUACAUAGAUGCAGCAGAUAUCAUGGGAUUCUUGAAGGAUUUCUUGACCCACGAAGAUCCCAAUAUCCGUGCAAAGGCAUGCAGUGCAAUAGGGAACAUGUGUCGGCAUAGCUCAUAUUUUUAUGAUGCACUGGGACAGCAUCAAAUCAGUAGUCUCCUCAUUGAUAGAAGCUAUGAUUCAGACAAAAGAACUCAGAAAUUUGCUUGCUUUGCUAUUGGCAAUGCUGCUUAUCACAGUGACUUAUUGUACGAUGAGCUCAAACGAGCCAUUCCCCAGCUUUCAUAUUUGCUCCUGUCUGCUGUGGAGGAUAAAACCAAAGCUAAUGCUGCUGGGGCACUCAGUAAUCUUGUCCGCAACUCAAACAAGCUUUGCGAAGACAUUAUUUCGAAAGGAGCCAUCCAGGCUCUACUAAAGUUGGUAGCUGAUUAUUCAGUAUUAGCUCUAAACCCAACCAGGAAGGAUUCAUUACACGAGUCGCCGCUAAAAAUUGCUCUGUUCUCACUGGCAAAGAUGUGUGCUCAUCCACCUUGUCGGCAAUUUCUCCGCUCAUCAGAGCUAUUUCCGGUAAUCAGGCAGCUUCAGCAGUCUCCAGAACGAACAAUUGGUAAUUAUGCUGCUGUGAUCUUGAAAAAAGUUGCUGAAACUCAGGUUAAGUAGCCAAAAAAGUCCUCACUGCCUUGUCUUCAUAUUGUAUUUGAGCAAAAUGUAAGAACCUCGAUAGUAUUUAUGUAAAUAUACCUACAAGUGCUUUUAGUCCAUACGAAAUUCAAAUCUUGAAGAAAGCAGCUGAUUUGAUUAUACCACAAACACCAUUUAUGAAUGAAGAGUGGCGGCCUGUCCUUAAUGUGGGGUAUUUAGAAUUCAAUUCCAAU
Cuscuta epithymum is the source of this 4669-nucleotide messenger RNA. Lineage: Eukaryota; Viridiplantae; Streptophyta; Magnoliopsida; Solanales; Convolvulaceae. The record is from the annotation of a GenBank genome assembly.